Molecule: messenger RNA, 3504 nt
Organism: Oryzias latipes (Japanese medaka)
Lineage: Eukaryota; Metazoa; Chordata; Actinopteri; Beloniformes; Adrianichthyidae
Source: RefSeq, a predicted model, not a curated record
CGUCCUUUCACUGUCACGCAUGCGCACAAGAACUCUGACUUGACAACAAGGCUUCGGAUGUGAGCCAUCGACGAAAUGGACACAGCAGGCCAUAAGCAUGAAAAACAGGAGGUCAGUGAUAAUGUCAAGGUGGUAGUGAGAUGUCGCCCACUCAACCAGAGGGAGAAGAUGACGGGAUUCAAACAGGCCGUCACGGUGGACGAGAUCCGUGGAACCAUCACAGUUAAUAAGUUCGAGACGGCUCAGGAGCCUCCGAAAACAUUCACCUUUGACACUGUGUUUGGGCCUGACAGCAAACAGCUGGAUGUGUACAAUCUCACAGCUCGCCCCAUCGUAGACUCAGUACUUGAAGGAUAUAAUGGCACAAUUUUUGCAUAUGGGCAAACUGGGACGGGAAAAACCUUCACCAUGGAAGGUGUGAGAGCAGUGCCAGAACUUCGAGGGAUAAUCCCAAAUUCCUUUGCUCACAUUUUUGGUCAUAUCGCCAAGGCCGAGGGGGACACCAGAUUUUUAGUUCGUGUGUCAUACCUGGAAAUUUACAAUGAGGAAGUCCGGGACUUGUUGGGCAAAGACCAAAUGCAAAGGCUAGAGGUGAAGGAAAGACCAGAUAUAGGCGUGUACAUCAAGGACCUGACUAGCUAUGCGGCGAACAAUGCUGACGACAUGGACAGGAUAAUGACAGUGGGCCAUAAGAAUCGAUCUGUUGGUGCUACAAACAUGAACGAGCACAGCUCCCGUUCCCAUGCUAUUUUCACCGUCACUAUUGAGUACAGUGAGAAGGGGCUGGACGGAAACCAACAUGUGCGAAUGGGAAAGCUGCACUUGGUUGAUCUGGCGGGUUCAGAGAGGCAGGGUAAAACUGGAGCCACAGGUCAGCGGUUGAAGGAGGCAACAAAGAUCAACCUCUCCCUCUCCACACUGGGGAACGUCAUCUCAGCCCUGGUUGAUGGCAAGAGCACCCACGUUCCCUACAGAAAUUCCAAACUGACCCGUCUGCUUCAGGAUUCACUGGGAGGAAACUCCAAGACUAUGAUGUGUGCAAACAUUGGUCCCGCAGACUAUAAUUAUGAUGAGACCAUAAGUACCCUGCGCUAUGCUAACAGGGCUAAAAACAUCAAAAACAAGGCCAGGAUCAAUGAGGAUCCCAAAGAUGCUCUUUUACGACAGUUCCAAAAAGAGAUUGAGGACCUUAGGAAAAAACUGGAAGAGGGUGAAGAGAUCUCUGGGUCAGAGGGCAGUGGGUCUGAGGAGAUGGAUGAAGGUGAUGAUGAAGCUGGAGAGCCAGGAGAAGGCCGCCGGAGAAGAAAAGAAGAAAGAGGAAGGAAGAAGGUCUCGCCGGACAAAAUGGUUGAGAUGCAAGCAAAGAUUGAAGAAGAAAGAAAGGCUUUGGAGGCCAAGCUUGACAUGGAGGAGGAGGAAAGAAACAAGGCCCGAGCAGAGCUGGAAAAGCGAGAGAAGGACCUUAUUAAGGCCCAGCAGGAGCAUCAGCUGCUGCUGGAGAAGUUGUCUACCUUAGAGAAGAAGGUGAUUGUGGGUGGAGUGGAUCUUCUGGCCAAAGCUGAAGAGCAGGAGAAACUCUUAGAAGAGUCAAACAAUGAGCUUGAAGAACGUCGGAGGAGAGCUGAGCAGCUUCGUAAGGAACUGGAGGAGAAAGAGCAAGAGCGUCUGGACAUAGAAGAGAAGUACACCAGCCUACAGGAAGAGGCUCAAGGGAAGACCAAAAAGUUGAAGAAAGUUUGGACCAUGCUAAUGGCUGCCAAAUCUGAAAUGGCAGAUCUUCAACAAGAGAAUAACAGAGAGAUUGAGGGUCUUCUGGAAAACAUCCGCCAGCUGAGCCGGGAGCUCAGGUUGCAGAUGCACAUCAUAGAUAAUUUUAUUCCCCAGGAAUAUCAGGAGAUGAUAGAGAAUAAUGUUUACUGGAAUGAAGACAUAGGAGAAUGGCAGCUGAAAUGUGUGGCUUUCACUGGCAACAAUAUGAAAAAACAAAGCCCUGCCCAAGACAAAAAAGAAAAGGAUCCGUUCGAGGUGGAUCUGUCCCAUGUGUACUUGGCCUACACAGAGGAGAGUCUGCAGCAGUCACUGAUGAAGCAGGAAAGGCCCAAAACCUCUAAAAGUAGCAAGAGCGGCCGACCUAAGACUGGGCGAAGGAAAAGGUCUUCAAAGCCAGAGGCUGUGAUUGAAUCUCUUCUGCAAUGAGGACGGCUGAAGGCGAGGACUCCAUUUCACUGCAACUCUCAUGUCUGUUAGUCAGUUAGCCUGUUAGUCUGGUUUUUGCUUGAACACUAUGUAUAGCAAAUAAUGUUUACAUUUCUUUUGUUACUUUUCCAUUGUUCAUACUGUAAUAAUUUUCUUCAAACAGUCUUACCUACUAUGAGCUGGUUGAGUACUUCAUGAUGCAGUUCAACAAAAAUAGCGUUUCAUAUAGUCUCAUUUUAUUUAUAGAUAUAUUAAACAGCUGUUCGAACUUUACAAAAAAAUUGUUUUAGCUCUGCACAUAUGCUCUGCCUGCUUGACAGGUUACUGUUUGUUCAAAUCAUUAAGGCGUUGUGUGACUGAAAAUGACUUGUGUUUUCGGAAAAAGAUGCAAGAAGAUAGAUAGAACAAAGAGUUUUGGGGAAAGAAGCAUGUAAAUAUUUGAACAUAUGAAGAUAACUGUCAUUUUUAUUUCCAGUGACUGAUGUUUUUUUUUUUUGUGAGAAGUUAGAACUUUUUUUGUAAAAGUUGUUGUGGUUGAUAAAUCCACUGUUUUCUUGUUUUCCCACUUAAAUGUGCACCUAAAAUAAUAAUGUAUAUUAGGCUCAAACAGCAGUUAAGUUUUUAUUGGUAAUGUUCAAUAUUUUCUCUUUAUCAAAACAUGAUACUUUCACUUUUUUUCAUAAAUGGUGGAUCCUGCUGAAACGUAACCUUCCUGUUUUUAAUGCAGCCGUCUGUUGCUGUUUACAUUUUCUUCUAUUACUGCUCCAUACCACAAAAGACCCACUCCAAUAUUCUUUUGAUCUAUUCCAAACAGAUUCUCAGUGGUCUUGUUAUUAUGAUUAUUAAAGCCUGUCAUUUUCCAGGACAUAGUUUCUGCAGAGCAGCAGUUCUGUAGUUCAUUAGAAAUACGGGACCAAUGGCACAGAGCACCACCUUCUCUUCCCCUCACCAUUACAGAGAGCUUUCUGUUUACACGCUCUCCUGCUAGCUUACAGCAUCUCUCGCCCUCUAUAACCUUAUUGGUGCAGCAAAAUGGUGAGCUAAAUUGGAGCUACCCAGUAGUAAAAUAUUGACCGGGAUGCCAGCUCAGAGAAGGAAAUACCAAAUAUGAAUAAUUUGCUGGGUCAACAAAUUGUAAAGCUAAAAAAUAAGUCACCAAAAGUGAACUAUUUAACUGGAGCAGGGAGUGGGUUGCAUGUGUGCAGCACAGCAACUAAACGCAUUUUUCACCCAAUUUGUUUCUUAAGCUCUAAAUCUCUGUGUGUUGACCCUCGAAAGGUGAAAUGAAAAUAAAAAGCUUAAAAUGUU